ACGUGCAGAAGCAGUACGAGUGYGCCAACUUUGGCGAGCAGGGCAUCACCGUGGGCUGUUGGGACGUUUACCGGCACGACAUCGACUGCCAGUGGAUCGACAUCACCGACGUCCCGCCCGGCGAUUACCUCUUCCAGGUCGUGAUCAACCCCAAUUACGAGGUGGCCGAGUCGGAUUAUUCCAACAAUGUCAUGAAGUGCCGGAGCCGCUACGACGGGCACCGCAUCUGGAUGUACAACUGCCACAUAG
Malurus melanocephalus (red-backed fairy wren) is the source of this 249-nucleotide messenger RNA. RefSeq names its product lysyl oxidase homolog 2-like. The annotation marks the transcript as partial. Gene Ontology annotation, molecular function: protein-lysine 6-oxidase activity; copper ion binding. NCBI's taxonomy places the organism in Eukaryota, Metazoa, Chordata, Aves, Passeriformes, Maluridae. The transcript has 2 exons. The record is from RefSeq and is a predicted model, not a curated record. Gene Ontology annotation, biological process: peptidyl-lysine oxidation.